Molecule: messenger RNA, 3702 nt
Organism: Dovyalis caffra
Lineage: Eukaryota; Viridiplantae; Streptophyta; Magnoliopsida; Malpighiales; Salicaceae
Source: the annotation of a GenBank genome assembly
AUGGGACGGAUCUUCGAGUAUUUUGUGGUGUGUGGACUGGGUCCGGAGAUCAGAACUCUGGAUGGAAACAAAGGAUAUCAUGGAAUGCGAGUGUUGUAUUUGUCUUCUUUACUCGAUCAAUAUCCUCCUGAUAGUCACUCUCUUUAUCCUCCGCCUCCUCCUCAACUCCCAACUUGUGUGCUUCCUGGUGGUGUGGAGUUUUACUCGUCGGGAUUUGAUGCUAAUGAUUCCUCCACAUUUCCUAGAAGUUACCCCAUUGUUUUGACUGAGGGUGAUGGAUCCAAAAUUUAUGUUAGUUGCAUUGCCUUUCGGGAUCCAGUUAGUGAGGAUAUUGCUCAAGCUUACCGUAUACCUCCAAAUUCAUAUGCUGACAAAUGUAUCUGCCUUGUUUCCCGUUCCCCUAGUUUUGGUGUUCUUAGAAAUGCACUAGAAGAGUUAUUUGCACUUUGCUUCUCCUCUGCUGGAAGUAGCAAGCCAUUGUGGGAUGUUAUAUCAUACAUGGUCUCCAAUGUACCUUUGCCUACUCCUGGAAAGGAUCGGGUCUUGUUUGCCAUUGAGAAUUGCCUGCUUUCUGUGGAAGCUCCACCCAAAGAUGGACUCCCCCAUGUUGAUAUAUCAUUUCAGCCAUUGGUACAGUGUUUGGAUGUGGACAACUUACUCAAACUUUUUACUGCUGUGUUACUUGAAAGGAGGAUUUUACUUCGUUCCAACAAGUUCCCGAUUAGGUAUUCACUUUUAACCCUAGCAUCAGAGGCCAUAUGUCAUUUGAUUUAUCCCUUUAGGUGGCAGCAUGUCUACAUUCCAUUACUAUUUUUCAGUGGAGUAGACUACAUUGAUGCUCCUACACCAUAUAUGAUGGGUCUGCAUUCAACCGUUGAUACAUCUAACCUUGCAAUGGAUGGUAACUGUGACUACUAUGUUGUGCAAACUGUGGAAGGAUUCUCUUGGAAAAUGGUAGUUGUGGUGGACCUUGAGUAUAACCGUAUUUGCACCUCAGAGGAAAUACCACCUAUUCCAGAGCCUGAAUUAAGUUCUCUGCGGUGUGAGAUACUGAAGUUAUUGUACCCCAAUGUUAUGGGAAUAGAUCAGAUGAAAGCUAGUCUGGUUAACUCAUCUGAGCAAUAUUUUAAUGGCUUCAACAAGCCUUGGGGAGAAGAUCAUGACCUCCAACUUAGGUUAAUAUUCCUAAAGUUCUUUGCAUCCAUUUUAGGUGGUUACCGGAAUUUCAUUGAAAAUACUGCCACUCAUGCCUUCAACGCUCAAGCAUUUUUGAGGAAACGCUCCCGGUCAACCAACCAACCACCGGAUCCCAUGAUAACACAGUUCUUAGAUUCCCAUGGCUUCUUGGAUUAUCUGGAGAGAGGUAGUGGUUCUGAUGAAAGCAAUAAUAAUCUUCUUGACAAGUUACAAGAUGCAAUUGGAAGGGGUCAGAAUCCCAUUUCAGUUCUUCCCUCUUUUUUGGUAGAGCCUGAGAUUAUAACCAUAUCAGAUCCAGAUGUCGGAAUAUUGGGAUCAGGUGCUAAAUAUACCUAUGAUAGGUUUCCUUCAAAUAUCAGAUCAGAAGAACUAGAGGAGAAGAGGAAGCAAAUUCUUGCAGCAGCAAGUGGAGCUUUUGAAUACAUAAAGCAUGCUCCCAGUUCUCCAUCUGUGCAAGUGGGAAAGGAUUCUCUUAGUCCCAUGGAGAGGGCUGCAGAAAGGGAGCGCAUGGUUUUGGACAUUCAAGUUAAGCUGCAGGGUUUGUGGUUGCGUCUUCUUAAACUUGGAGCUACUGAUGAUCCACUUUCAUCUUUUGAAUAUGGCACUAUCCUUGCACUGAUUGAGUCUGACGCAGAGGGGAUUGGUGGCAGUGGGUUUGUUGAAUGUAUAAGGGAGCAUAUACACUCUGGAUGGCACUGUCAAUUGACCGAUGAGCAGUUUAUUGCGGUGAAAGAACUGCUUAAAACAGCAAUUAGUCGUGCAACCUCCCGGAAUGAUCUGUCAACCAUUAGAGAUGCCCUUGAAGUAUCUGCUGAGAUGUAUAAAAGAGAUGCUAAUAACGUUUCUGAUUAUGUCCAGCGUCAUCUUAUUUCUCUGUCUAUAUGGGAGGAGCUAAGGUUCUGGGAGGGGUACUUUGAGUAUCUAAUGGAGCAUCCUUCAAGCAAGUCAGCCAGUUAUGCAGCUUUAGUGACAACCCAACUAAUUCUUGUGGCAUUACACAUGGUGGUUGGAUUGGGACUUCUUGAUACUGAUGCUUGGCACAUGAUUGAAACAAUAGCAGAGAAGAAUCAUGUUGGAUACAAACAGUUUAUAAAACUCAGAGGAUUCUUGUCACACAUCCAGCAAAUUCGUAUCAGUUACUGGGGAAUCUCUUCUGUAAAAGCCCAAUCCAUGUUAUCUCCUGGAUUGUCUUCCCCACGCCCAAAAGAUUCUAUGGAUGAGAAUCACCAACCUGCAGAAGCUUCUGUUAUUGGCAGGAGCUGGGUCCAAAGCAUGUUUAGCAGAGAUUCAUCCAGAGCAAACUCUUUUAGUCGUGUUCGUAAAGGGGCUUCCGAUGGCACUUCGGCAGUAAAUGAAAAUGGAACCCCUAGAAGACAAGAUUCAUCUGCUGUUGCGCAGAAGAAACUUCAAACCAAUGUUCGCAUACUUAGAGGGCAUAGUGGGGCUGUUACUGCCUUACAUUGUGUAACUAGAAGAGAGGUAUGGGAUCUGGUUGGUGACCGUGAAGAUGCCGGUUUCUUUAUCAGUGGAAGCACAGACUGCAUGGUUAAAAUCUGGGAUCCUAGCAUUCGUGGUUCCGAACUUCGUGCAACUUUGAAAGGGCAUACUAGAACUGUUCGUGCUAUAAGUUCUGAUCGAGGAAAAGUGGUGUCAGGAUCUGAUGAUCAGUCUGUUAUUGUAUGGGAUAAGCAAACAUCCCAGCUUCUUGAAGAGCUGAAGGGCCAUGAUGCACAGGUUAGCUGUGUCCGUAUGCUGUCUGGUGAACGUGUCCUUACUGCUGCACAUGAUGGAACUGUUAAGAUGUGGGAUGUCCGAACUGAUACUUGUGUGGCAACAGUUGGCCGUUGCUCGAGUGCAGUCCUAUGCAUGGAGUAUGAUGAUUCCACUGGAAUUCUUGCUGCUGCUGGUAGAGAUGCGGUUGCAAAUAUAUGGGACAUCCGUGCUGGUAAGCAGAUGCACAAGCUUUUAGGGCACACAAAAUGGAUUCGGUCAAUUAGAAUGGUUGGAGACACACUGAUUACGGGUAGUGAUGAUUGGACUGCAAGAGUGUGGUCUGUUUCACGAGGAACAUGUGAUGCUGUUCUAGCCUGCCAUGCUGGUCCAAUACUGUGUGUUGAGUAUUCCAUGUCAGAUCGAGGAAUAAUAACAGGUUCAACUGAUGGGCUUCUCCGAUUUUGGGAAAAUGAGGAAGGAGACAUAAGAUGCGUGAAGAAUGUUACCAUUCAUGUUGCCCCUAUAUUAUCCAUCAAUGCUGGGGAACACUGGUUGGGAAUUGGAGCAGCUGACAAUUCUAUGUCUCUCUUUCACCGGCCUCAAGAGAGACUUGGCAGCUUCUCUAGCACGGGAUCAAAAAUGGCUGGGUUAGAUGUGUGGCUUCUGACCUUGAAAGGAAAAGGAUAUGUAGUGGUGGCCGUAAUGGAGUUCUUAGGUUAUGGGAAGCAACCAUCAAUAUUUGAUUUUGUAUCAUAUCCGGGAAUUGAUCAGAAGGCGUAUAACACACGGUGA